AUGACAGCUGCCUAUGUGUUCACAGAUUAUCGAUCUCAGGGACAAACAAUACCUUAUGUCCUGGUAGACAUUGCAACACCACCAACAGGAGGGCUAAAUUUAUUUAAUCUCUACAUUGCACUUUCACAGAGUUCUGGAUGUCACUGUCUUGAACUCCUAGUGGAGGAUGAUAGAUUAAAGGAACUAGAUGAGCGGACAAAAGUCUGGUGGACGAAGAUGGGAAAACCUAGUACUACCUAG
Molecule: messenger RNA, 240 nt
Organism: Suillus subaureus
Lineage: Eukaryota; Fungi; Basidiomycota; Agaricomycetes; Boletales; Suillaceae
Exons: 2
Coding region: 1-240 (79 amino acids)
Source: RefSeq, a predicted model, not a curated record